AUGAAUACAGAUGGGUUGUCAAGGGAGAAGGUAUCAGAUUCACAAAUAACCAGUGAACAGAUUUUGCAAGAUGCUUUUCAACUUAAAGAUGAACCUUUAAACCGUCCUAAACAAUCGAUCCAAGACUUGGAUGAAUUACGAUCGUUUCAACUUACCAAAAGAAAGGAGUACGAACAGCAAUUGAAUAAGAAUAGAUUAAAUUUUGGUCAGUGGUUAAGGUAUGCGAAGUGGGAAGUAAAGCAUAAUCAUGAUUUUCCCAGGGCAAGAUCGAUUUUUGAACGUGCUUUAGAGGUGAACGUACAGCAUAUUCCGUUCUGGACACAUUAUAUUCAAUUUGAACUUUCACAUAAAAAUAUAACACAUGCAAGAAACUUGCUAGAUAGAGCUGUAACCACAUUGCCCAGGGUUGACAAAUUAUGGUUUCUUUAUGUGCAAACAGAAGAAACUUUGAAGAAUUACCAAAUGGUUAGAAUAAUCUUUGAAAGAUGGCUAUCAUGGAAUCCUAAUCCUUCUGCAUGGGAUGCUUAUAUAAAUUAUGAAAAAAGAUACGAUGAAUACGAUAAUGCAAGGGAGAUCUACAUAAGAUACGUUCAAAUUCAUUCCUCUGGUGAAAUAUGGUUGAAAUGGAUUGAUUUUGAAAUGAAUGACGUUCCAAUAGACCCUGAACAGGUCAAACGAAUCAGGAAUGUCUUUGAAUUAUCAGUAGAUUCAAUGCUAGCAUCAGAAGCAUUAAGGGGGGAUAUACUGCUUGCCGAAAUAAUUAAUAAGUGGUCACUCUGGGAGAUAUCAGUGAAAGAAUAUGAAAGGGCAAGAGCCAUAUUCCAAUUAAUGUUGAAAAGCGAUACUAUUCAAGAAAUUAUAACUCCGGAACAAAGGAAUCAAAUUUAUCUGUCAUACACCGAAUUCGAGAAAAGCUACGGCGAUAAAGAUACUAUUGAAUCCAGUAUCAUGAUAAAAAGAAAAUUGAAAUAUGAGGAGGAAGUGAAUAAAUCUCCGCUGGAUUACGAUUCGUGGUGGUCUUAUAUUAGUAUUUUACAACAAGAAGAUAACAAUGAAGUCACAAGAGAAACUUUCGAGAGAGCAAUUAAGGUGAUACCGACAGAUGCUUUCAAAUCUACGGUUUGGAGAAGAUAUAUCUACAUAUGGGUCAAAUAUGCAUUUUGGGAAGAGUUCACUAUGGGUAGUAUUGAGAACGGCCGAAAUAUCUGGAAUAAAGCUUUGAAGGUUAUUCCACAUAAACGUUUUACAUUUGCCAAGAUAUGGAUAAGCUUUGCGCAAUUUGAAAUAAGAAAUGAUCCAGAAAAUGGAUUAGCAAGCGCAAGAAAGAUAUUAGGUAGAUCUAUUGGUCAAUCAAGUACUGUUAAACCCAAAAGAAAACUAUUCAAAUUUUACAUUGAGUUAGAACAAAAAUUGGGCGAAUGGGAUAGAGUUAGAAAGCUUUACGAGAAAUGGUUAGAACUAUCAUUGGUAGGAGAAAAUAAUCUAUCUACUAUUAAUUCCUUAUUGACCUAUAUUGAUUUUGAGAAAAAUAUACAAGAGCACCAAAGAUGUAUUUCUCUUUUUGAAUUGGGUGUUCGGUUGGCGGAAGAUGAUAAAAUAUUUACUAAAGUCAACCCAUUAGAGUAUAUGUUGAUGCAAUUUAUAAAUUACUACAAAGAAGAAAUGAGAUAUGCUGAAGCUAGACUGUUAUAUAGGAAGUUGGUCGAACGAGUCUCAACGCCUAAAGUGUGGAUUUCAUUUGCCUUAUUCGAGUCAUCGAUUCCUACUGAUUCUCAAUUAAAGGCUUUUGAAGAAAGCACUGAAGAAGAAUUUGAAUUCUCAAUCGAUGAAACACACAGAGAAACGACUAGAAGCGUUUUUAGGGAGGCUAAUGAUUUUUUCAAACACAACAAUUUGAAAGAAGAUAGAGCCGUUGUUAUCGAAGCAUGGAAACAAUACGAGGAAGCCAAUGGAUCUGAGGAGUCGUUGAGGGAUAUAACCAAAAAGCUUCCUGUCAUAGUCAAGAGAAGAAGAUUAAUAGAAGGCGAAGAAGAAGAAUACUUGGAUUACAUAUUUCCAGAGGAUGAAGAAGCCAAACCAUCUAAAAUAUCUGGCCUUAACGCAUUCUUGGCCAAUGCUCAAAAAUGGAUGGCUAAUCAAAAUUAG
This is a messenger RNA of Debaryomyces hansenii CBS767, 2145 nucleotides long. RefSeq lists its product as uncharacterized. The record is from RefSeq and is a predicted model, not a curated record. The coding region runs from base 1 to 2145 and encodes 714 amino acids. Gene Ontology annotation, molecular function: protein binding. Gene Ontology annotation, biological process: mRNA splicing, via spliceosome; spliceosomal complex assembly. The transcript has a single exon. Lineage: Eukaryota; Fungi; Ascomycota; Pichiomycetes; Serinales; Debaryomycetaceae. Gene Ontology annotation, cellular component: post-mRNA release spliceosomal complex; Prp19 complex; precatalytic spliceosome.